Molecule: messenger RNA, 1324 nt
Organism: Galeopterus variegatus (Sunda flying lemur)
Lineage: Eukaryota; Metazoa; Chordata; Mammalia; Dermoptera; Cynocephalidae
Product: zinc finger protein 25-like
Exons: 8
Biological process (GO): regulation of transcription by RNA polymerase II; central nervous system development
Cellular component (GO): nucleus
Molecular function (GO): RNA polymerase II cis-regulatory region sequence-specific DNA binding; DNA-binding transcription factor activity, RNA polymerase II-specific
Source: RefSeq, a predicted model, not a curated record
AAUCUCUAAUCUUGUGGGCAGUAAUUUGCCUUGUGUCUUCUCUUUUACAGAUCCAGGAAGAGUUGUUGAUACUUUUUCUUUCAUUUUUUACUGAUACGAUGGAAUGUUGACUUCUCAGCUUUUCAUGUAUGCAAAUAGAAAACUAAAGGACUUCAUGUCCUUUGAGGAUGUGGCUGUGUACUUCACCUGGGAAGAAUGGCAGUACCUGGAUGAUGCUCAGAGGACCUUGUACAGGGACGUGAUGCUGGAGACCUACAGCAGCAUGGUGUCAUUGGGGCACUGCAUUACCAAACCUGGGUUGAUCUUCAAGUUGGAGAAAGGUGCAGAGCCAUGGACAACAGAAGAACCCCCAAACCAGAGGCUCCCAGAUGUCCGGGAAGUUGAUGGUCUAUUUCACAGGAGCCAAGAAAGUCACUGUAGACAUUUGUGGCAAGUUGUAAUCACCACCAACAACACAUCAACUGAGGAAAGAAUAUUGGACCUUGCUAAGCUUCAGAGAACUCACAUGGAGGAACAGUCCUAUGGAUGUAUUGGAUAUAAAGAAAACUUUCAUGAGAAGUCACUCCUCAGCAAGCAUCAGAGAAUUCACACUGUUGAGAAACCAUAUGAAUGUGAUGUAUGCAGAAAAACUUUCUGUGCUGUAUCACAGCUCAGUAUGCAUCAGAAAAUUCACACAGGUGAGAAGCGCUUUGCAUGUAACGAGUGUGGAAAAUCCUAUUGCCGGAAGUCACACUUGAGCAGACAUCAGAGCACUCAUACUGGUGAAAAGCCAUAUGAAUGUGAAGAAUGUGGAAAAGCUUUUAAACGGAAGUCACACCUCAGCUGGCAUCAGAGAAUUCAUACAGGUGAGAAACCCUAUGAAUGUAAGGAAUGUGGAAAAGCUUUUAAACGGAAGUCACACCUCAGCAGGCAUCAGAGAAUUCAUACAGGUGAGAAACCCUAUGAAUGUAAGGAAUGUGGAAAAGCUUUUAAACGGAAGUCACACCUCAGCUGGCAUCAGAGAAUUCAUACAGGUGAGAAACCCUAUGAAUGUAAGGAAUGUGGAAAAGCUUUUAAACGGAACUGUCAUUUAUCAGGUCUUACUAGACAUUAGAGAAUCCACACAGGAUUAAAACCGUCUGGAUGUAAUAAAUGUGGAAAAACCUUCUAUGACAACUCAUCCCUCAUGUUACUGCAUAUCAGCAGUCACACAGGUGAGAAAUCAUAUGAAUGUAGAGAAUGUACAAAAACUUUCUGCUAUAAGUCACACCUCACUGAACAUCAUAGAACUCACACAGCAGAAAAGCCCUAUGAAAGUAAUGAGUUUGGAGAAACUUUCCACUAG